This is a messenger RNA of Eleginops maclovinus (Patagonian blennie), 2293 nucleotides long. RefSeq names its product 3-oxoacyl-ACP synthase, mitochondrial (gene oxsm). Lineage: Eukaryota; Metazoa; Chordata; Actinopteri; Perciformes; Eleginopidae. Gene Ontology annotation, cellular component: mitochondrion. The coding region runs from base 444 to 1838 and encodes 464 amino acids. Gene Ontology annotation, biological process: fatty acid biosynthetic process. The record is from RefSeq and is a predicted model, not a curated record. The transcript has 2 exons. Gene Ontology annotation, molecular function: 3-oxoacyl-[acyl-carrier-protein] synthase activity.
CAAAGCAGUUGUCAGGCGGAUUCAAGGAUAAACUCGUUUGUUUUCUGGUUUAUUGGAUUUAUUAACAAUUAACAGGUAACGCUGAGGGAGUUUUUGGCCGAGUGAGUAACAUACUUACGUUUUGGAGGAUAUGUCAGCUUUGGUUUUGUACAUUAAUACCUGUUAUAUCCACAUGACUACAAGCCAACUGUAUAAGCAUGUGUUAAUGGACUGUCCCAGAUAUGAGAGGGGAGGGUUAGCUGAACAUGAACCUAGGGGAAUCUGCUAGACAUCAGACAAAGUAUUCAGCCUGUUGAAAUGUUCUUAAGAGUUACCAGAUUUAUAGAGAGAAUUUAGUGUUUGUUUGUUUGUUUGUUUUUCCUGCCAAACCACUGAUCCACACUCCAGCCCAGCAGGUGGAGCCAAUACACCCCAAAGAGGACGAAGAAGAAGAAGGAGGCAGCAUGUCUGCUCUGUCACUUUCCAGCAGGACUAAACUCCAGCUGAGACCUCACAACAUCCGGGUUCUUCUUCAAAAGUCAGUCAGUGUUCUUCCAAACCAAGAGUCCAGACACUGCAGCUCUGGAAGGCAGAGAAGGAGGGUUGUUAUCACUGGGAUCGGGUUAGUGUGUCCUCUGGGAACAGGCACUGCUUUACCCUGGGAGCGCUUGAUUAAAGGACAUAAUGGGAUUGUGGCUCUCUCCUCAGACCAGUACAGAACCAUCCCCUGUAAAGUGGCAGCACUGGUGCCUAGAGGAAGCGAACCGGGGGGAUUUGAGGAGGAGAAGUUUGCAUCCCGCGGGGAGAUAACCAGCAUGUCCCCGGCCACUGUGAUGGCCCUCGGAGCCGCUCAGCUGGCUCUGGAGGACUCGGGUUGGGCCCCAACGACCCCCGAGGAGCAGCUCCGCACCGGGGUGGCUGUGGGGAUGGGCAUGGUGUCUCUGGAGGAAAUCGCACGCACCGCCUCUGCUUUCCAGGAAAAAGGAUACAAGAAGGUCAGCCCCUUCUUCGUGCCUCGCAUCCUCGUCAACAUGGCCGCAGGGCACAUCAGCAUCCGGCACAAACUGAAGGGCCCCAACCACGCAGUCUCAACAGCAUGCACCACGGGAGCCCACGCCAUAGGGGAUGCAGCCAGGUUCAUCAUCCACGGAGAUGCAGAUGCAAUGGUUGCAGGGGGGACAGAAUCCUGUGUGGGGCCCCUUUCAGUAGCAGGGUUUGCCAGAGCAAGGGCCCUCGCCACCAAGUGGAACGAUGACCCACCGCAGGCGUCGAGGCCCUUUCACCCAGAGAGGGAGGGCUUUGUGAUGGGUGAGGGGGCCGCAGUGGUCCUCCUGGAGGAGAGGGAGCACGCGGUGCAGAGAGGAGCCCGGAUCUACGCUGAGAUCCUGGGGUACGGGCUCUCAGGAGACGCCAGCCACAUCACGGCCCCCACUGCUGACGGAGAUGGAGCAUUCAGGUGCAUGUCUGCGGCCCUCAGGGAUGCAGGGGUCUCUCCGGCCGACGUGACAUACGUUAAUGCUCACGCCACCUCCACGCCUCUGGGAGACGCUGCUGAAAACGCUGCCAUCAAGAAGCUGUUCCAUCAGAGCGCCGAGCGGCUGGCCGUCUCGUCCACCAAAGGGGCGACGGGGCACCUGCUGGGGGCGGCGGGGGCCCUGGAGGCGGCCUUCACGGCUCUGUCCUGCUACCACGGGGUCCUGCCCCCCACCCUGAACCUCGACCGCAAAGAGCCAGAUUUUAACCUUAACUACGUCGCCUGCAGAGCACAGAGGUGGAGCGUGGAGGGCCGCCGGGUCGCACUCACCAACUCGUUCGGGUUCGGAGGCACCAACGCCUCGCUGUGUCUCAGCAGCAUCUGAACUCAUGGAGAGAAUAAUUAUUGAUGACUUUAAUUGAAUGUAUUUUGUCCACAGGUUCCACUAAAUGGUACUGGGUUUGUCGAACUCCAUCAACUUGUAUAAUAAAAGACCAGGAAGUGUGAAUUUAGCCAAGAAAACUCACUGUCAGCUGCAUCUUCACAGACACUAUGAGAACAAUUAUUGACUUUUAUAGGAAAUUACACACAAAAAAACGGACCCCUUGAUGUUUAGUUUGUCUAAGUUAAUGAACUUGUAAAAUGAAAGACCAAGAAGUGUGUUUUGAGCCAAAUCUAAAUACAUUCUGAUCAACAAGAGAUAUUAAAGGUAUGUCACCGUGUGUCAGCAGCAGGUGAACAGACAGUAUCACUAUUAGUAUUGUUAUUGACAUAUCUUUUACAAACAUGUAUUUGUAUAUGUAGUUUGCUUAAGAAAAGAAAAAUAUGACAAAAUGAAAU